This is a messenger RNA of Pseudovirgaria hyperparasitica, 2027 nucleotides long. Its product is annotated as endoplasmic oxidoreductin. Gene Ontology annotation, biological process: protein folding in endoplasmic reticulum. NCBI's taxonomy places the organism in Eukaryota, Fungi, Ascomycota, Dothideomycetes, Acrospermales, Acrospermaceae. Gene Ontology annotation, cellular component: endoplasmic reticulum; endoplasmic reticulum membrane. Gene Ontology annotation, molecular function: protein-disulfide reductase activity; thiol oxidase activity; FAD binding. The transcript has 3 exons. Bases 114 to 1937 code for a protein of 607 amino acids. The record is from RefSeq and is a predicted model, not a curated record.
CAGGACCCUUUACACCAGAAGAUACUGUGACAUCUGUGUUCAACAGAGUAUUUGCGCUAUAUAUCGCCAAUCUCUCACAUAGAACGUUCCGUGCACACUCGAGCCCUCGUAAUAUGAGGAAAGCGGAACAACUCUUCUACCUGGCCGUCUUCUCGCUGCUGGGUACGUCGCACACAGCGUCGCCGCAACUCAACGCACGAGAACCGACAAAGAGCAAGAAUGCGCCUCCGAAUGUCUGCGAUUUCGAGCCGGGCGCCAUUGUCUCCGAUGCUUGUGCCUCUUAUUCCACCCUCGACGGCCUCAACGAAGCUCUGAGUCCGUUUGUCACGAAGAUCACCCAGGACACCGACUUCUUCUCACACUACCGAUUGAACCUGUUCAACAAAAAAUGUCCGUUCUGGGAUGAUGAGAAUGGCAUGUGUGGCAACAUUGCUUGUGCGGUGAACACGUUGGACAAUGAAGAAGAUAUACCCCUUGUCUGGAGAGCGCAAGAGCUGGGUAAACUUGAAGGACCACGGGCAAAGCAUCCUGGAAAGAAAGUCAGAGAAGUGUUGAAUGAGAAACCGCUGCAUGGGCAUCUUGGAGAAAACGUAGAAGAGAGUUGCGUAGUUGAGUCGGAUGAUGAGUGCGAUGACAGAGACUACUGCAUACCAGAGGAUGAACGAGCAGAUGCAAAGGGCGAUUAUGUCAGUCUUGUCGACAAUCCAGAGCGAUUCACCGGAUAUGCUGGCCCUGGCGCGCAGCAGGUUUGGGAGGCCAUCUACAGGGAAAAUUGCUUUUCAAAAGGCAGUCCAGAGGUAGUUGUUCAGACCCCCGGUUCUUCUGGUUCUUCGCUUGGCGGCUUCGCCGCACAGGAUCUGCGUCAGGCCCUCAAGGAACAGGGAGUCAAGCAAGGUAUCCAAUCCGCUAUCGCCCACGGCUCUGGAUCGGCUCGUGUUGACCCUAUAGAAUUUGACGACACUUGUCUCGAGAAGCGUGUCUUCCAUCGCGUCAUCUCUGGAAUGCACGCUUCUAUAUCCACACACCUAUGCCAUGACUACCUAAACCAAACGACUGGAGAAUGGGGUCCGAACUUGGCAUGUUACGAGUCUCGCCUUCAUAGUCAUCCCGAUCGAGUCUCGAAUCUCUACUUCAACUAUGCACUGGUUCUCCGUGCUGUAGGCAAGGUCCGCCAACACAUUCAAAACUACUCUUUCUGCUCAGCCGAUCCAACACAAGAUUCCAAGACCAAAAACCUCGUCCUCAAUCUUGCCGCCAAUGUGCCCUCAGCUGCUGAGAUCUUCGAUGAAACAACAAUGUUCGCUGAUCCAUCGGUCAUCGAUCUCAAAGAGGACUUCCGUAACCGCUUCCGCAACGUCUCGCGGAUUAUGGACUGCGUCGGCUGUGACAAGUGCCGCCUAUGGGGUAAAGUGCAAACCGCAGGCUAUGGCGCGGCGCUCAAAGUACUUUUCGAGUUCGACGAGUCCAACAGCGAAAACGAUCCGCCGCUGCGUCGCACAGAGCUCGUCGCCCUGGUGAAUACCCUCGACCGCCUAUCACACUCGCUCAAAGCAAUCAAAUCCUUCCGCCACAUGAUCGAAGAGCGUGACGGGCUGGCCCAGACCCCAGACGCCGAGCCCUCACAGCUCCCUCACCCCAUCAACGACGACGUUCCGCCCAUCCAAAACAAGAAGAAGAAGGCAAAAGUAUACGACGACGACGAGGAAUGGCGGCCGAAACCCAGACUAUACGACCCGGACGAGACAUUCACGGAGAUGCUGUACGCCGAGGCAUACCUGGUCUGGCGCACGUACUGGUACGUGAUGCGUCAAUGGUGGAAUCUGCCCCGCAAGCUGUACGCGAUCGGGCUGUGGGAGUUGAGGCGUCUGUAUGCCUGGUGGCUUGGGCUCAGUGUGCCGGAGAGGGGCUGGGCGUUUCGGACACCCGACGAGUUGUAGACGUCUGUAUAGUACAUGUAUAUAUGCACAUGAGCGUGGUGGAGCUUGGUAAUAUAGAUAGGUGUUGAUGCAUGGCUUGGCUUAAGUUAA